CAGUGCCUUUAAGUGAACAGAGUGCACUGUUUGCCAGUGCAUCUCUUUUACGUUACCGUCUCCUUACUCCGUUUACCGAGAUGGCCCCUCAGCUCAGCGCUGUUUCGGCGGCUUUCGCCACCAUGCAGCCCAAGCAGGAGGCUGCUCCGGCGCCCUCCAGCUUCAGCGCUGCGCUGAACACCGGUGUGCUGGGCAAGAUGGUUGCGGCCAGUGCGGCGGAGCCCGCUAAGCGCAAGAUUGAGCUUUACAGCAACGAGUACUACUGGACUUGCGCUGCUGGUGGCGUGGCUAGCUGCGGUCUUACCCACAUGGCUGUGACGCCUCUGGAUGUCGUCAAGUGCAACAUUCAGACCAACCCGGCCAAGUACAAGGGCAUCUCGAACGGCUUCAAGGUGUUGGUGUCGGAGGCUGGCGUUGCCGGCCUGUUCAGGGGCUGGGUGCCUACCCUGCUCGGCUACUCCGCCCAGGGUGCUUGCAAGUUCGGCCUCUACGAGUACUUCAAGAAGACUUACUCGGAUAUGGCCGGUGAGGAGCUUGCCAAGAAGUACCAGAGCGCCAUCUACCUGGCGGGCUCUGCCAGCGCUGAGUUCUUCGCUGACAUUGCGCUGUGCCCCUUCGAGGCCGUCAAGGUCAAGGUGCAGACCGUGCCCGGCUUCGCCCGCGGCAUGGGCGAUGGCCUCCCCAAGUUCGUCGCGCAGGAGGGCGUUGCUGGCCUGUUCAAGGGCAUCAAGCCUCUGUGGGGCCGCCAGAUCCCCUACACCAUGAUGAAGUUCGGUGCCUUCGAGAACACCGUGCAGGCGCUGUACAAGUACGUUGUGCCCAAGCCCAAGUCGGAGUGCACGAAGGGCGAGCAGCUGGGUGUCUCGUUCGCCGCCGGCUACAUUGCCGGUGUGUUCUGCGCCGUUGUCUCGCACCCCGCCGACAACCUGGUGUCGAAGCUCAACGCCCAGAAGGGCGCCACUGCCGGCGACAUCAUCAAGGAGAUGGGCUGGUACGCGCUGUUCACUCGCGGUCUGGGCCUGCGCAUCAUCAUGAUCGGCACGCUCACCGGUCUACAGUGGGGCAUCUACGACGCCUUCAAGGUGUCGAUGGGCCUGCCCACCACCGGCUCGGUCGAGGAGAAGAAGAAGUAAAUGGUGUUACGGGGCGACUGUCUUGCGUGUAUUACGGCGCUUAAUGCGCUUUUACUGGACUUGACGCGGGAGUGCGUAAGCGCCUGAACCUCUGUGGGGAGGCCGGACAAGGAUUUUCACUGACGCUAGUCUGAGCUUCUUGUUAACGCGGCGAUGUGUAUGCAUUCUGCUAUUCAAUUUUUUUACGAGAGGUGUUCUCGGUAUAUGCUGUCGCUACAGUUUACCUAACAUGAACUGCAUUGUUUGGCUUAACAAUCUAACCCACCUACUUGGGUGUUUUCACCAACGCGCGGUGCAAGCGUGGAUGCUCGGCCGCAUACACAUUACGGG
Molecule: messenger RNA, 1463 nt
Organism: Astrephomene gubernaculifera
Lineage: Eukaryota; Viridiplantae; Chlorophyta; Chlorophyceae; Chlamydomonadales; Astrephomenaceae
Source: the annotation of a GenBank genome assembly